Messenger RNA from Hemicordylus capensis (graceful crag lizard), 2936 nucleotides. RefSeq names its product threonine synthase like 1 (gene THNSL1). The coding region runs from base 630 to 2849 and encodes 739 amino acids. Gene Ontology annotation, cellular component: cytoplasm. Lineage: Eukaryota; Metazoa; Chordata; Lepidosauria; Squamata; Cordylidae. Gene Ontology annotation, molecular function: pyridoxal phosphate binding. The record is from RefSeq and is a predicted model, not a curated record. The transcript has 4 exons. Gene Ontology annotation, biological process: amino acid metabolic process.
GGGAACUGUGUGAAAUGGUGGCUGCUGGGCAAGUCUCUCCCUGCCCCCUCUCCCCAGCCCUGGCCACAUGGAGGGGCCCCAAGAUGGCGGCCACCGUGUCUGCCUCGGAGGCCGGAGGCACAACCCCACCUCACUGCGCCAGAGGGGAGCAGCAUUUCAGACUCAGCACAGCAUCCCUCCAGGGGCUGUUGCUGGUGUCUACCUUGUGUUUCUUUUUAGAUUGUGAGCCCUUUGGGGACAAGGAAUUAUCUUCUUGUUCUUUUCUAUGUGAAUCAUUUUGAGAACGUUUGUGCUGAAAAGCUGUAUAUAAAUAGUUGCCAGGAGUUGAUUACCGACUUGACGGCACACUUUACCUUUAUUAGUAGCAGAAGUAGUAGGCCAAAAGGUUUUCAUUUUGGAAAGGAAAAGAAGCCAUGCACGGUUUUUCCAGUCUCCUAACCAGUAUUCCCUCUAAGUUUAGAUUGAAUGUUAAAAGGAAGGAAGAAAACUCAACAUGGCUCCUGCACAACAGCACUUCACAGAUACUCUUUGAUUUUGUAAUGUCUACUGAGAAGGUAACUGGACAAACGUGAGCUACUCUUGUAACACAUUUCAACUUCUUGUGAAAUUGGCUUGAAAAAAAAGAGAAGAUGCUUCGUGUGGUUUGGAAUCGGCAUCUGAAGCUAAUGACUCGCACUGCUGUUUCUGAUGUAUAUUUAAAGUUGAUCUUUUCAAGAAGCUCUGUCCUUGCAUGGAAGUCAUGGAUGUCAAUCCACUCCCUUGUUGGGGACAAGAAUAUCAUCCUGAUGGGACCCCCGGGUGCUGGGAAGACAACAGUAGGAAAAAUAGUAGGGCAGAAACUAGGCUGUUGUUUCAUUGAUGUGGACGACGACGUCCUUGAAACAGCUUGGAAUAUUAGUGUGGCAGAAAAAUUGAAAGAUCUUGGUAAUGAACAAUUUUUAGAAGAGGAAGGAAAAGCUCUGUUAAGUCUUUCAGUAUCUGGAAGUGUGGUUUCCCUUACUGGGUCUAAUCCAAUGCAUGCUGCCAGCAUGGCACACAUGAAGAAAAAUGGAAUUGUCGUAUAUUUGGAUGUGCCUACACAAAGCAUAAUGGAUCGACUAAAAUUAAUGAAGGUGGAUCGAAUUGUGGGGCAGGGUCCUGGAACCUCUCUGAGAGACAUACUUCAGUUUAGAAAGCAGUUUUACAAAAAGUGGUACGAUGUCCGUGUUCUUUGCGAAAAUGAGAUUACGGCCGAGGCUGUUGCCGAUAAAGUGCUCCAUGCAGUUAAGUGGCAUCAAAACUCAGAAGCGGAAGGCUUCGUUUCAACCAGAAGGCCAAGGUAUGAUGAGAAAGAUGAGCAAAAAAGCCCCACUAAGUAUUUCAGUGAUGCUGUUGUUGAAGGCUUAGCGCCUGAUGGUGGACUCUUUGUUCCUGAGUUGGGACUUCCAAAAUUCUCCGCUGGAGAAUGGCAGACUUUGUUAGGGACAACCUAUGCUGAAAGAGCUCAGACUAUAUUGGAAAAGUGCAUACACCCUGCUGAUUUGCCUGCUUCCAAAUUGUGGGAAAUGGUUGAGAUUGCGUAUGGACAAAAUUUUGCAUGUUCUAAAAUAGCCCCGGUUAGGCACCUGACAGGCAAUCAGUUUCUUUUGGAGCUGUUUCAUGGACCAACAGCUUCAUUUAAGGAUUUGGCAUUACAGUUGAUGCCUCAUCUGUUUGCAUACUGCAUUCCCCAAACCUGCAAUUAUGUGAUCUUGGUAGCUACUUCUGGUGACACAGGAAGUGCAGUACUAGAUGGUUUCAGUAGGCUUAAAGAGACUGAUAAGCAAAGGAUUGCCGUGAUGACCUUCUUUCCUGAUGAUGGAGUUAGCCAGAUACAGAAAUCUCAGAUGAUUGGUUGCCAGGAAGCAAAUGCAAAAACAGUUGGUGUAAAAUCUGAUUUUGAUUUUUGCCAGUCAGCCAUUAAACAAAUGUUUACAAAUUCAGAUUAUACUGGUUUUCUCACUAUGGAAUAUGGGACAGCAUUAAGUGCAGCAAAUUCUAUCAACUGGGCACGAUUGCUUCCUCAGGUGGUUUAUCAUGCUUCUGCCUACCUUGACCUUGUUGAGCAAAAGGUUAUUCCGUUUGGGAGCCCCAUAGACAUCUGUGUUCCUACGGGAAACUUUGGCAACAUACUGACAGCUAUGUAUGCAAAACUGAUGGGAAUCCCUAUAAGAAAAUGUAUCUGUGCUUCCAAUCAAAACAAUGUACUGACGGAAUUUAUAAAAACAGGCCUGUAUGAUUUGAGGGGAAGGCGACUGAUGCAGAGUUUGUCACCAGCAAUAGACAUCUUGAAGUCUUCCAACCUUGAAAGACAUUUGCACCUGAUUGCAAACAGUGAUGGACAGCUGGUGACAGAGUUAUUUAGCUGCCUAGAAAAUCAGCAUUGCUAUCAGUUGCGGGAAGAGCUCCUUGAAAAGCUUCAGCAAGAUUUGGUGGCCGACUGGUGCUCCGAGGAAGACUGUCUGGGCGCAAUUCACUCCGUGUUCAAUACCACGGGGUACAUUUUGGACACACACACAGCUGUAGCAAAAGUAGUUGCUGACCGACUGCAAGAUAAAACCUGCCCAGUUGUCAUUUCAUCGACUGCUCAUUAUUCCAAGUUUGCACCUGCUAUCCUGCAGGCAUUGAGAAUUGGAGAAAUAAAGCAGACGCCAUUAAGUCAGCUUCACUUGUUAAACUCCUACAACCCUUUGCCACCAGUCCAUAGGGGCCUAUUAGAGACACUGAAAAAGAAUGAGAAGCAGAACUAUCAGGCUUGUGCCGCUGACGUUAAUGUCCUUAUGGACCACGUUGAAGCCUUAAUACAAAACCGGUUCAUGAAGGUUUUUUAGCCAUAGGCUUGCUUGGCAUUUGCCCUGCAUGCCGUUUUAUUAUUUCGUGUUCCCCAAAGCAUUUUUAAUAAAUACUUAGUAAAUCGG